Molecule: messenger RNA, 2835 nt
Organism: Phyllostomus discolor (pale spear-nosed bat)
Lineage: Eukaryota; Metazoa; Chordata; Mammalia; Chiroptera; Phyllostomidae
Gene: L2HGDH
Product: L-2-hydroxyglutarate dehydrogenase
Exons: 10
Coding region: 619-1911 (430 amino acids)
Molecular function (GO): (S)-2-hydroxy-acid oxidase activity; (S)-2-hydroxyglutarate dehydrogenase activity
Source: RefSeq, a predicted model, not a curated record
CAUAUCCUUAGGUGAGGAUUAAAAAAAAACAACCACUACUAAAUUACUACUGUGACAAAUAAUUUGAGAGUUAAAAUAAUUAAAAAGAACACUUAUUAUCAGAACAUGGCUCAGAGCCACAAAUUUGUAACUGAUGUUCCUAAAAGUUGUGAUUAUGUUUGUGACUUAGAGAAGGCCAAACCUCUGUGUGACUCAAAAGGAUCUUUAGAGUAGCUCCAAUUGAGAGUUGCCAUUUGCAUAAAAACAAUGUUUGGCUUUUUUAAGUGGAAGUUCUGUUUUACAUAUUAAAUAUAAUUACUUCUGUGGGCUAUUCAAAGUGAUGGAUAACUUAGUGGUCAAAAAGGCUGUGGAGAGAUGGUUUCAGAAUUGGGGGGUUGUUCCCCCCAAACUGCAACCCUAUUUCACUGCAAAUAACAUACUAUUGAUGCCAAUUCUUAUUCCUGAGGCAUGAAGAGUCUAGUGAAAUAGAGCAAUUCAUUAGGAACUGGAAGCAAAGGUCCCAAAAGCAAUUUCCAGGCCAACAUCACAUGACACUUACUGAACUAAUAUCUCACAGGUUCUGACACAGAGGAAGACGAACAUGGAUUCUCAGCUGAGAGGGUGGUGUCAUGAACACAAAUGUCUUUAGCCAAAGAUACUACAGGGUGUAUAAAUGUAAGCUCAUUCGAUGUAGUCAUCAUCGGUGGCGGAAUUGUGGGGCUUGCCUCCGCCAGAGCCCUCAUCCUGCGAUAUCCAGCACUUUCCAUUGGUGUUCUGGAAAAGGAGAAAGAUUUAGCUGUUCACCAGACUGGACAUAACAGUGGUGUCAUACAUAGUGGAAUUUAUUAUAAACCUGAAUCUCUGAAAGCUAAAUUAUGUGUGCAAGGUGCAGCCCUCAUCUAUGAGUACUGUAACCAAAAGGGAAUUGCUUACAAGCAAUGUGGCAAGCUCAUAGUAGCUGUUGAACAAGAAGAAAUUCCCAGACUUAAAGCCUUAUAUGAGAGAGGCCUGCAGAAUGGUGUCCAGGGGCUGAGGUUGAUCCAGCAGGAGGACAUAAAAAAGAAGGAGCCAUAUUGUAGGGGUCUAAUGGCUAUUGAUUGCCCAUAUACCGGCAUUGUGGACUAUCGUCAGGUGGCUGUGUCAUUUGCCCAGGAUUUCCAAGAAGCAGGUGGCUCUGUCUUGACCAAUUUUGAAGUUAAAGAUAUUGAAAUGGCUAGAGAAAGUCCUUCGAGAAGUGAAGAUGGGAUGAAAUACCCAAUUGUUAUAAGGAAUACAAAGGGAGAAGAAGUUCAAUGUCAGUAUGUUGUAACAUGUGCAGGACUUUAUUCAGACCGUAUUUCUGAGUUGAGUGGCUGCAAUCCCGAUCCUCAAAUUGUACCAUUCCGGGGAGAUUACCUAGUCUUGAAGCCAGAAAAAAGCUAUCUUGUGAAAGGAAAUAUUUAUCCGGUCCCAGAUAGCCGGUUUCCUUUCCUAGGAGUUCACUUCACACCAAGGAUGGAUGGCAGUAUUUGGCUAGGGCCUAAUGCAGUCCUUGCCUUUAAACGUGAGGGCUACAAACCCUUCGACUUCAGUGCCAGAGAUAUUACGGAUAUAAUUACCAAGAGUGGCUUGAUUAAACUGGUGUUGCAGAAUUUCUCCUAUGGAGUCAGUGAAAUGUAUAAAGCCUGUUUUCUCAGUGCAACAGUGAAGCAUCUUCAAAAGUUCAUCCCUGAAAUUACUGUCAAUGACAUAUUUAGGGGCCCGGCUGGAGUAAGAGCCCAAGCUCUGGAUCAAGAUGGAAAUCUGAUAGAAGACUUUGUAUUUGAUGGAGGAGUUGGGAUUAUUGGAAAUCGAGUUCUUCAUGUGAGAAAUGCACCUUCCCCAGCUGCUACCUCUUCCCUUGCAAUUUCUAGAAUGAUUGCAGAUGAAGUGCAACAAAGAUUUAAAUUGUAAAUAAUGAAAGAGCUAGCUACACAUUUUAAUCUCCUCAUUCGGCAACAUCCACAAGAAUGUACUAAUUACAUUCUUUUAAUUUAAGAAACAUGGUUUGAAAAUAGCAUUUUUAGAUACUUCAUGUGAUAACCAUUGAAUUGUUAAGCUUCUGUAAAAUAAAAAUAAUUUGUUGAAGUCCAUGCUCUUUUGCUUUGUGAAUAAAGAGGAAAGAUACAGUUGUAUCUGUCCUGAAUCUCUCUCUUUGCUAAUGACCUGUCCUCACCAUAAUCUAGAAAUUUGGCUUAGAAUUUUGGGGAAUGAUGGUAUUAAAAAAUGCCUAUUCCCUUAACUUUUUGACUUUGUAAUACCUAAACUUUUUGUCUCUCCUAGACAAGAAAAUAUAUUGUAGGUUGCAGACUUUUUAAUUUUGAAGUCUUAGAAAAGCCCACAUUUAGAGCAACAAUAUUUGUAUUUGGGAAUUAUUGAUUUUGAAAAAUAUGUGAAAUUUCACAUUUUUAAAGUAUUAGUUUGAGGAUGAUUCUACUAGCUAUUAUAUUUGGAGAGAAACUCAAAGCCUUUUGUAUUCCCAUUCUCUUUAUAACUGACUUGGUGUGGUGUCAUCACCAAAAGAAAAUAGCAGUACACUAUGAAUGGUUGUUGCCAACUCGUCAAUUUUCUGUGGUUGAGAAACUAAAAGAACAUAGAACUGAUAGGUUUUUACGAGAGCAGUUUUAGAAUCCUGGCACUGGUACACAGAACUCUGUAAUUCAAAAAAUUAUUUACCUCUUAUAUCUCUACUCUUCAGUUACACCAAGGUUCUCACAUGUUAGCUAAGAUCACUAAUGAUUCAUGUUGACUUGGUUUUCCAGGGAUCCUAUAAACUUCUGUGAGGAUAUUUCUUCAAUUUUGGAAAUUACCUAACUCUGAGGCAUUCACUUUUGUAAA